Messenger RNA from Vigna angularis (adzuki bean), 1482 nucleotides. RefSeq names its product serine carboxypeptidase-like 34. Gene Ontology annotation, cellular component: vacuole. Gene Ontology annotation, molecular function: serine-type carboxypeptidase activity. NCBI's taxonomy places the organism in Eukaryota, Viridiplantae, Streptophyta, Magnoliopsida, Fabales, Fabaceae. Bases 1 to 1482 code for a protein of 493 amino acids. The transcript has 10 exons. The record is from RefSeq and is a predicted model, not a curated record. Gene Ontology annotation, biological process: proteolysis.
AUGGCGUCGUCGUCUCUCAUUUCCAAUAUUCUUUUUCUUCUUCUUCUCUCUUUCACCAAAGAAGCUUUAUCUGUGUCAAAACUUUCAUUGACUGAUCAUCGUAAUUACGUUAGCCGGGAAGUACUGGCAGAACAAGAAGCUGAUAGAGUUUAUGAAUUACCAGGGCAACCACCAGUGAAAUUCAAGCAAUAUGCAGGUUAUAUCACUGUCAAUGAAACUCAUGGAAGAGCACUGUUUUAUUGGUUCUUUGAGGCCACCCAUCAACCACACAAAAAACCAGUUCUACUGUGGCUCAAUGGAGGCCCAGGUUGUUCCUCGAUUGGUUAUGGAGAAGCAGAGGAGUUAGGACCCUUCUUUCCUCAGGACAGUUUCCAGCCAAAGCUAAAGUUGAACCCUUAUUCAUGGAACAAUGCCGCGAAUCUUUUGUUUUUGGAAAGCCCUGUUGGAGUGGGAUUCUCCUACACCAACAACAGCUUUGAUUUGAAUGAGCUUGGUGACGCCAUGACUGCUAAGGAUUCACACACCUUCAUAGUCAAGUGGUUUAGAAGAUUUCCACAAUUCAGAUCACACGAGUUCUACAUUGCUGGCGAAAGCUAUGGAGGGCACUACGUUCCACAAUUGUCCGAGCUCAUUUUCGAUCACAAUAGCAAUCGUGCCAAGAAAGACUACAUCAGAUUCAAAGGAUUCAUGAUUGGAAAUGCAGCAAUUGACGACGAAGCAGAUCAGAAGGGUUUGGUAGAGUAUGCCUGGUAUCAUGCAGUGAUAUCCGAUGGCUUAUAUCAGAACAUUACAACAAAUUGCAAUUUCAAAUUUGAAAAUCAAACAGACGAAUGCAAUCGCUAUGUGGAUAAGUUCUUCGUUGCGUAUGACGUUAUUGACUUAUACAGCUUGUACACUCCCACGUGUGUCAGCAACAUCAACAGCACAGCCCCUGUCGUCAGAGGCACAACCCCAAAAUCUUUCUCCAAAAUUGUGAGCUUUCGCCUACUGUUUCUUAAUAAGUGGCAUAGAAGACCAGAAGGAUAUGAUCCCUGUGCAUCCGAUUACACUGAAUUUUACCUAAACAGGCCAGAAGUCCAAAGGGCACUACAUGCCAAUGUCACCAAAAUUUCCUAUUCAUGGAGUCACUGCAGUAACGCUAUCCAGGAUUGGAAUGACUCGCCAGCAUCCAUUCUUCCUGUCAUCAAGAAACUUGCUGCUGGUGGUCUGCGCAUUUGGGUUUACAGUGGAGAUACUGAUGGAAGAGUUCCUGUGACUGGAACAAGAUACGCUUUGAAAAAGUUGGGGCUCCCCAUUGUUGAAGAUUGGACUCCAUGGUAUACUAGCCAACAGGUUGGAGGAUGGAGAACGAUUUACGAUGGGCUUACUUUUGUGACCAUAAGAGGUGCUGGCCAUGAAGUUCCGACCUACACUCCCAAACCAGCUCUGCAGCUGCUACGACACUUCCUUGCAAAUAAGAAAUUACCAUCUCAACCAAUUUAA